This is a messenger RNA of Apus apus (common swift), 3441 nucleotides long. RefSeq names its product kininogen 1 (gene KNG1). NCBI's taxonomy places the organism in Eukaryota, Metazoa, Chordata, Aves, Apodiformes, Apodidae. Gene Ontology annotation, molecular function: cysteine-type endopeptidase inhibitor activity. The record is from RefSeq and is a predicted model, not a curated record. Gene Ontology annotation, biological process: negative regulation of blood coagulation; negative regulation of endopeptidase activity; positive regulation of cytosolic calcium ion concentration. Gene Ontology annotation, cellular component: blood microparticle; extracellular region.
UUACUUAGCUAUUGCACCUGAAAAAAGGAAGAGGUGCCUAAAGCCCUGCCUGGCAUUCCUUUUCCAUUUGGUUUUUAAAGAGCCUUCUAAGUCAGGGGCCCUUUUUGGUCCAAUUAUGAAAAUAUUCAUUGUACUAGCACUCUGCUGCAGUUUUUUCUCUAGCAGAGCCACCCCUCUCCCAUUUGAGUUUUCAGACUGUAAUGACCCUGAUGUCUUUAAAGCUGUAGACACAGCACUGAAGAAAUACAAUGGAGACAGAGGAACCGGUAACCAGUUUGCUCUAUACAUGGUGAUGGAAGCCAAGAGAACUGCAGGUCCUGACGCACAAUUCUAUGUGAAGUAUCGAAUACAUGAAACCACUUGUGCCACCGAUGAGAACAAACUCUGGCAAGACUGUGAUUACAAAGCAGCUGCAGAGGCUACAAGAGGAGAAUGCACAGCUCGAGUUCACAUGAAUGAUGCUGAAAAAACAAGUAACGUUUCCCAGAACUGCAGUAUUGUUCCAGCUGCACAAAAAGUGUCACUUACUGAGGCUAGAUGUCUUGGAUGCUUUCAUCAUAUAUCAAGUGACAGUUCAGAAGUCUCAGAAAUUCUGAAAAAAGCCAUUCAGAAGUUUAAUGAGCAGAGUGCUGAACCUGCCAUUUUUAAGCUUGUGGAAGUAAAAGAAGCUCAAAGACAGGUGGUAGCUGGAUGGAAUUACAUAAUUAAAUAUGAAAUCAAGGAGACUAAUUGCACCAAAGACCAAUCACUAGAUUUAACUCCAGAGUGCAAAGCCACUUCUAGAGGUCGUGUUGCAAAAUGUGAUGCCAAAGCAUAUGAAAGUCCUCAGGGGCAGAUCAUAGAUGUUGCACAACAAUGCAGGCUCCCAGUAACUCCGGGCAGGCACACUGGUUGUCCAAAGACUAUCCCAACAGACAGUCCAGAACUGAAGGAACUGCUGAAGGUUGCUGUGGAGAAGUAUAAUUUGGAAAACGAUGAUGACUUCUACUAUAAAGCUGGAGAAAUAACAAGAGCAACAGUUCAGGUGGUUGCAGGAAAGAAGUAUAAUCUACAAUUUGGAGUCCGUAAGACAAACUGCUCAAAGCAAGACUUCGAAAAACUAAAUGAAGACUGUGAAGCCACAGCAGACAGUGUAUCAUUGCCAUGUGAAGCACAAAUUCAUGUAGACCUAAGGGAGAAUAAAAUCUCUCCCCAGAUUAACUGCUCUGUAAAACAGACAAUGAGUUUUCUUCUAAGAAGACCUCCUGGAUUUACACCUUUCCGAAGCUUCGCUGCACAAGAUGAGUCAAAUGAAAUGUUAUGCUCUGAUAAAAAUGAAGAAGAAAGUCAAACACAUGGUGAAGAAACAAUAAAAGAUGGUGGACAGAAAACAAAUGAAGGUGAACUUAAGCAUAAACACAGGCAUAAACUUGGGUAUAAACACACGCAUAAACUUGGGCAUAAACACAGGCAUGAAUGUAAAAAGGAUCACGCUGACAAACGACAUGGGCAUGAAAUUGGUUGUGGGCACAGAACUGGCCAUGGGUGUGGGCAUAAAAAACACAGUAAAUAUGGUCAGAAAUCAAAUGAAAGAGUUUUUAAUCAAAACAAAACUGUCUCAUCAUCCAGUGCUGAAACAGCAUCAGAGCUGGUUAAUUCUGGGGUUGCAAGAAAGGAAACCAGUACACCUGCAGAACCACUAAUUCUUCCUGAUACUUCUUUAUUUAAAUUGCCAGAUGGCCCAGAAUCUCCUCUCCCCAGAUGUCCUGGAAAACCAUGGAAACAAAUGAUGGACCUUCCAGCUCCUAGCUUUCCCACAGAAUUCACAAAUGAGGAUCUCUUGCCUUCUGCAGAAAACAACAAUCCAGGAACAGAAAACUCAACUCCUCCCCAAAAUGAAGAGAAAGACUUUGAUCUCUUAGAUGCUUUACAAUAAUUCAAACAUUGUAGGAUCCUUUUCAGAAGUUACCCACAGGAAAAUAAGAAAAAUACUGCCUAUUGAAAUUUAUAAAAUAUGAAGAAGCAAAAGCUGCUAUGCUGUUAGCUAAGGUACUCUAGAAUGUCAUGAGUGCUCAUGCAGACCUAAGAUCAUACAUCAGUACUCUGUAUUUACAUAUGUUUGCAUAGAUGUAAAUCAGGCAAUGGCACCAGUGAUUUGGAACCAGUCUAAUAAAGGGACUAGGCAAGUCAAUAGUCUUCUGCUACAGAAGUUAAAAUUCUAUCUCAUCUGCCUCAAGUUGCUAUAAGCACAAAGUGAAUCACUACAACAAAUCUCACUGUAUGAAGUUUAAGGAAAUAGCAUAAAGAAUUUUGUAGAUAACAUGAAGAAUGUUAACCAAAUAUGGGUAAGACAAAAGCAAACUUAGAAUCUAGAGCAAGGAUUCCUUUCUUAUAUGUCUGAAAUAGUAUUUCUCUAAUUUACUGAAGUGAAUCUUUUAAAGAACAAAAUAAAGGAACCAAAUUUACCUGACAAUCUCUUUAAGCAAAUUAAUAUUGCCACUGUUGUUCUGUUCUGUUGAAUGAGAUAACAGAGAGAUUAACAGGGAGAGCUGAGAAAAUCCUAAUUAAAGCAGCUUUAUUAUUCCCUAUGAGUAUUAUGUUAACUACAUAGUAGAGGCACUAUGACUGACAAAAUUUCAUGUGGCAGAGGUGCAUAAACACUACAGAUUUGAUGACAAAAUUGCAAACACUUGAGUUACCUAGAAAUUGCCUGCCUUCUUCCAUGAUUAGGUUGUGCAUAAUUUAGAGACUGGAUUGAAUUUUCUAUUCUAGGUAUCUAUCAAAGGUUGAGUUUUGGUGAGAUACAUGAGCUAAAAAGCACCCAAUAUUUUUAGCAAAUUAAAAUGUGAAUGGGAUGGAGAAGUGACAUGGUGGAGGUAGCAUGGCCAAGGAGCAAAAAAGGACAGAAACUGGAGAUGGGACGUAGGAUAAAAAUAAGAAGCAAAAGACCUGUGCAGGAGAGUCUCUCCCAUCAUGACAAGACGGUCCCCUACACAUCACAGAACUAGACUCAUACUUCCUGAAUCUAAACAUUCCCUGACAGCGCAGCACACUUCCCCUCUCCAGUGCCUGGUUCCUUCAGAUGUAAACAACCUUCUGUGUUCAGUUACUUCCCCAGCUGACAUAGCAGAUAACCAUAUUGUGAUCAAACAAACUCAGAACUGCUCAUAACCCAUGUUCAGGGAGAAUCACUAUUACUUUGUGCAAUUUCUUUUUCUUUAUUUUUACUAAUUCACUAAAAGCUACAUUAAAAUGAUAUUUUAAAAGUCACAUAGUCCAAAAUUAGCACAUAUCAAGCACUAAACUUGCAAAGCUGGGCAAAUGAAAGCCUUGAGAGUCAUCUGUAGCUCUUUGCUUCUUUUCUUUUUUCUGAAUAUUGACUGGUAUGAUUUUGACUACAACUGGUAAUUCUUUGUGUAUGCUGUAUUAUUAAAAGGAGCAUAAGAUAAAUUUUUCUUUAAA